CAACUGUCUUCAACAUCUUCGUCACCACAAUCCCAAUGGCAAACGAAAACAAUAGUCUACCUCUCAUCAACAAAAAGCGAGCAUACGCUCGCAGCGCCUCACAUGCCUACGACGAACUCCAAAGUUUCCGAUCAUAUCUCCGGUGGAUGUGCGUUGACCAGUCCAACGGCUGGACUGCAACGCUGUCGUGGUUCGUGUUCAUCAUCUUCACCUUCAUCAUCCCUGGGUUCUCUCAUUUCUACCUGGCGUGUAGCGAUUGCGAUAAUCGGCACGCGAGGCCUUACGAUAGCCUUGUUCAGUUGUCUUUGAGUUGUAUUGCUACGCUGUCGUUUGUUUCGCUUUCGCAGUUUGUGAGGAUUUAUGGACUGAAGAGGUUUUUGUUCUUUGAUAAGCUUUGUGAUGAGAGUGAGACUGUCAGGAAGGGCUAUACUGCUCAACUUAAUAGAUCACUUAAAAUCCUCUCAAUCUUCGUUACCCCUUGUUUUGCUGCUGAGAGUGCAUACAAGAUCUGGUGGUACACUUCAGGUGCAACAGCCAUUCCUUUUUUGGGGGAUGUUAUAGUUAGCGACACAGUAGCAUGCGUCCUGGAACUCGGCUCAUGGCUCUACCGAACCAUCGUGUUUUUCCUUGUUUGCGUGCUUUUUCGCCUCAUUUGUUGCCUCCAAAUCCUCCGUUUACAAGAUUUCGCUCUAGUUUUCCAAGUAGACUCUGAUGUUGAGUCUGUACUGAGGGAACAUCUCAGGAUCAGAAGGCACUUGAAAAUAAUAAGUCAUCGUUACCGCGUGUUCAUAUUGUUUGCCCUCAUCAUUGUCACAGUCAGUCAGUUUACAGCACUUCUUGAUACCACCCGCCACACUGCUGAACUCAGCAUUUUCAAAACCGGCGAACUUGCUUUGGUUUCUGUAAGCCUGCUUGCGGGCUUAAUGAUACUGCUAAGGAGUGCGACUAGGAUCACACAUAAGGCACAAGGCGUGACAUGUCUGGCCGCCAAGUGGCAUGUAUGUGCUACAAUUGAUAACUUUGAGUCACCUGAAGUUGCUGAUACCGAAACCCCGCCUGUUGGUGUUGUUAGCACCUCAGUGUUUCCAUGUGAAGCAUCGUCUUCUGACUGUGAGGAUGUUGGCAGUGAAGAAGAUGAGUUGGACAAUACUAAACUCAUACCGGCAUAUGCUUAUAGCACAAUCUCUUUUCAAAAAAGACAAGCCUUAGUGACGUAUUUUGAGAAUAAUAGAGCUGGGAUAACGUUAUUCGGGAUUAUGCUGGAUAGAACUACACUACACACCAUAGUGACAAUAGAGCUGUCACUGGUCUUGUGGUUGCUUGGAAAAACAAUUGGUAUUUCUUGAUAAAACAACUUUAAGACCAAGAAAGAAUGCAUCCGUUUGGUUACACAUGGAUCAGUUAACAUCAACGGUUGCCUGAAACCACGAAGGACAAUAUCGAUGCUGCAUGAAAACGUUAUCGAAAGGGUUGGAAAGUAGUCUGAAAGAGGGAAGUAGCCAGGAGAACUAUAUUAGUUAAUACUUACACAUCUGUUGAUUAUUAUUGUCGUUUUUUGCCUUUUGCUCUUUGUUCAUAGAUUAAACAAUGUAUAAAUCAUGACUAGAUUAUAACUGGGUGACUUAUGCCCGAAAAAUGAACAAAUGUAUUACAAAUUGAAGUUGCUA
This is a messenger RNA of Helianthus annuus (common sunflower), 1667 nucleotides long. RefSeq lists its product as uncharacterized. The record is from RefSeq and is a predicted model, not a curated record. The transcript has 4 exons. Bases 36 to 1346 code for a protein of 436 amino acids. Lineage: Eukaryota; Viridiplantae; Streptophyta; Magnoliopsida; Asterales; Asteraceae.